This is a messenger RNA of Octopus bimaculoides (California two-spot octopus), 992 nucleotides long. Its product is annotated as ribonuclease P protein subunit p21. Gene Ontology annotation, biological process: tRNA 5'-leader removal. Lineage: Eukaryota; Metazoa; Mollusca; Cephalopoda; Octopoda; Octopodidae. Gene Ontology annotation, cellular component: nucleolar ribonuclease P complex. The record is from RefSeq and is a predicted model, not a curated record.
CUCUUCAUAAGCUACCGGCUCCAAACAAACUCACAUGGGGAAAUGUGAUAAAGGCAUUCCGUUUAAAGAAAGCUUUCAAAGAAUUAAUUUUUUAUAUCAGGCAGCCUAUUUAACUCUGACAGUCAACCCACAAAACACUGGUCUUGUCCGCUUUUACAUCAACACACUGAAGACUAUUGCACAGAGACAAGUUCUUAGACUAGACCCUCACUUAAAAAGAACGAUAUGUAAAAGAUGCUUCAGCCUUUUAGUACCUGGAUUGACUGCUACGAUCCGAUCUCGAAGGCGCAGAGAGAAGCACACCAUUGUUACCUGCUUAGAAUGUGGCUUAGUGAAACGGUUCCUUUGGAGACCUGAUCACCAACUGUGGUUAGACAAUCCUGCUGCAUGGUUGAAAAUGCCAUCUGAGGUAGACAACCCAACCAUGACAACCACUUCAUCUACACCACUUGAAGGUGCUGUGACAAACAUCUCUGCUUCAGCAAAGGACUUGUCCCCACAUGGCAUCAGCCAAAAAACUGAAACUAAUUCUAAAACACAAGAAUCUACAUCUGAAAUUAAUGCUGAAACUCUCAAUACUGGAAUUUCAUAAUGUUAAUUAAAUAUUAGUUUAUUUUAAUUUACAUGGUUGUUUUACUUUCUCAGUCCCAGAAGAUGCUUAUUAAAUUUUUGAUGAUGAUUACAACUGUGUAAAAGCAAGAGCAAUCCCAAGUCUUCAAGUUGUCAUGGUUAUUGUUGCAUAACUUUAGCCAUAUUUUGGAUGGAUUUAUGCCACGAAGGCAAACAGGAAAUACAUGAGAAAUGAACCGUACUAUAUACGUUAGCAUUGACUUUGUGUUUCCACUGCAGAUGGCAUUCCUAGGGAAUCGCACACUCAGCAAUUUUUUUUCAAAGCGUGUUGGUUGAAGAUAUUCCGGUGUGUUCUUUUCAGAGUUUUCGAUUAUUUCAUAAUCGCUGCAAUAAAAAAAUAAACAAGAAAUUAUGGAAAAAUA